AUUGUACACAUCUCAUAAAGCGAGGGCGAUUCGGCCAGUUUCCCAAAGUCCUGGAUGUCGCUUGAAAAAGGCAUACAGUUAGUCACUCUCGCAACGAAUGAAGACAAAGCAAAGAAUUAUGAGCAGGCGCUCAGAUAUUACGAACAUGCAAUUGAAUAUUUCAUUCAUGCCAUCAAGUAUGAGGCUCCAAGUGAUCGAGCUAAAGAAUCUAUUCAGCUCAGUUGUGCUCGGUACCUUGACAGAGCUGAGCAAAUAAAGAAGUACAUGGCCUCAAAGUCACGUGAAAAAAGCGAAGCAAACUCUGGUGGUACAAGGGAAAAGAAAAGAGAUGAUUCUGAUAAAGAAGACGGCGAAAACUCACGUUUUCAAAUUCAGCUGCAAGGAGCGAUUGUGACUGAAAAACCUAAUAUCAGUUGGGAUGAUGUCAUUGGCUUACAGUCAGCAAAGGAAGCUUUGAAGGAAGCAGUGGUUCUACCUAUAAAGUUUCCACACCUGUUCACUGGAAAGCGUACUCCUUGGAGAGGGAUUCUUCUUUACGGGCCACCCGGAACUGGUAAAUCAUAUUUGGCCAAAGCUGUUGCAACGGAAGCAAACAAUUCAACAUUUUUGUCUGUUUCAAGCUCGGAUUUGGUUAGUAAAUGGCUUGGUGAAUCUGAAAAAUUGGUGAGAUCACUAUUUGCAAUGGCUAGAGAACAGAAACCAAGUAUAAUUUUCAUCGAUGAAGUUGAUUCGUUAUGCGGGUCACGUAAUGAUAAUGAGUCAGAGUCUACAAGACGGAUAAAAACUGAAUUUCUAGUUCAAAUGCAAGGUGUCUCUUCGAAUAAUGAAAACGUCCUAGUAUUGGCAGCUACAAAUACUCCUUGGACUUUAGAUUCCGCUAUACGUCGUCGUUUUGAAAAGCGUAUAUAUAUUCCCCUUCCUGAAACAGGUGAACGUGUUAGUAUGUUCAAGAUGAAUCUGGGAAACAUAUUCCAUAGUCUGGUAGAGAAAGACUUUAUUGAACUGGGGGCAAGAAGCACGGGUUAUUCAGGUGCGGACAUAUCAGUUGUUGUUCGGGAAGCUUUAAUGAUGCCUGUUCGGAAGGUUCAAACGUCAACACACUUUAAAUAUGUAAGUCCUUUUAAUUGUAUUAGUCUUUAUCAUAUCAAUACCCAUACAACCUAAGCUUCUAUAUAUCAAUUAAUGCAAAAGUGGUGCACGAGGUUUUAAACUACAUCCACCGGUUCACCACAAAGAGUAUAUACCUUCAUUCAAUCCUGUGAGUUCUACGGGAACUCUUUGGACUUCUAAGGUACAAAGUACUUGCGGUACUAAAUAACACUAAUUAACAACUUAUUAAAUACGGUUAGAAUAGCUUGUCUAUGAUCAUUGUUUGACUGUCAUCCGCGCACUCCGGGUCUAAGGCCUGUCCUGGGAACGUUUAAAUUUUUAUUACCUUCAAUGUCAUUUCUUAUAGUAUCCUUCCCAUCUUAGUGAUUUUUUCUUUUCGUAUUAAUGUCAGGUGUAGCAACCGUUGCAUACUAAUACUAGAUCCUACGUUAAGAAGGACUGGCUGACUAGCCGAAGCCUCUGAAACCCUAAGGAAAUAUCUUUUCUUAUCACUUUUUUAAUAUGCAGUAACAUUAAGAUAUUGUCCUCAAUAAGUAUUGAGUUUAGACAAAUUAUGAAAUGGCAUAUGUGAAGGUUUAUUUUAAUCUGUUUGUACUUGAGGAUUAUUUGGUAUCAAUAGAGCUAUGAAUCAGUGGUUAGGUCACUAGGCUUUUAAUCGCUAAGUUGCACAGUUGGUCCCAUAUAGUCUAUUUUAGUUCUGGCAAUCAGAUAACAUCAUUCUUGGUCACACCAAAGUAUGACUCGCAUUAGAAUAAACAUACAUAAACCUGUCUGCUAAGUUAUCUUAAAUCAGCUAAAUUAUUCGAUAUUUAUCUGCAGUCGUUUUAUUGAUUUGCAGUUCAUUUUUGUAUUUCUGAUCGUUUAAAUUGUUUUGUUCGACAGGUUACUGGUCCUUCUCCUACUGAUCCAUCAAAGAUUGUCAAUGAUCUUUUAAUGCCAUGCUCCCCAGGAGAUCAUGGUGCGAUGGAAAUGGAUUGGAAAAAAGUCCCAAGUGAUAAACUUAGAGAACCCCCAGUUGCUAUGGUUUGUUUAUUCUCUAUUUUUCCCGUCAUCAUUUUGAUUGUGAAUUUCUUCAGGAGUAUAACCCUAUAUUUUUCUGUCUAUUAUCCGUGUAUGUAGAAUUUUAUGACAAUUCACUAUUUGGCGUAGAAAUUAGUGAAUAUCAAUUACGGUUGUCUAAUAGAAAUAAAAAAAGUGUUGUUAAUAUAACAAUGAGAGAUAAACUACUCACAUGAACCAGCAUAAGUUGUGUUGAUAUGUCAGUGAAGUGUAUAAAGCUUUCUCCUUAUCACUAAAUCUGGAUACUGAUUCUAUAUAAUUUUGUGGAAAUAAAAAUCACUAUCAUCAAAUAUGUAUUUCGUUAUUUUAUGUUAUUCUAUUUUAAGUAAUUUGUCUUACUAAUGUUGUUUUAAAGCAAUCAUUAUUGUUUAUACCAUAUGAACUUUUACAAAACUAUUAUACACGUAAUUAAACUAUUAUAUGGAUUAUUCAUAACAGUGUUAAACCGAAUACACAAAACUAAGUUGACAGUUGCCGUAGAGAGAACCUUUUUUUCAAGUGCGCAGAUAUCGAACAGUGGUAAAUUUCCGCAUUUAUAUUUGUAUUUACUAAAGUGUGUAACUGGAUUUCAGUAGCUGACUUUCCAGAAGUACUAGGAAUAUUGUUAACCAGAUCAAACCUAAAAAACUGUUGGAAAAUUUAAGCUUAAGAACAAGCUAAUGGGCAUAAUUAAGUUAUUAAUUAAAAAUAAAAACUUGUUCUCAUAUCUAAAACAUGUGGAAUCAUCUGGGAUUUCUAAGAUUGUUAAGUUUAUUUAUGAUUUCAGACUAAUUAAUUAUCACUUUUUAGUGGUCCUGUAAUAUCUGACUCUAGUUUGAUCUUUCGAUUAUCGAUAUCGACCCAUACAUAUCGUCAAUCCUCGUAUAUAAUCAUUGACUUAAAUGACAUUAGUGAAUAACGAAAUUAAAUAAGUUAAAUAUGAGAAUGAAGUUUUGAAUACGUAUAUUUUGUACAAUCGUUGAUUAGAACAGACAAUCAGAGAGACGGAGUGAAGGAAGCGAAAUGGAUUGGAGAAGGCAUGUGAACCAACUCCGCAUCGUUUCUCCCCGUCUCUGUGAUUGUCUGUUCUGAUCAACGAUUGUGCAAAAUACACGUAUUCAAAACUUCAUUCUCAUAUUUAAGUUAUUUAAUUUCGUUAUUCACUAACGUGAUUUAAGUCAAUGAUUAUAUACGAGGAUUGACGAUAUGUAUGGGUCGAUAUCGAUAAUCGGAAGAUCAAACUAGAGUCAGAUAUUUCAAGGCUAUUAAAGUGGUGGUGAGGCCGACGUGAUCCGUAUACGCAGCCUUCUGAUCAGGAGUCAGAUAUAGGGCCACUAAAUCUUAUUGCAUAUUUUAUUAAUAAAUUGUGUAUUUAUUUGCAAUGCAUUCAUCACACUAGUAAGUUAAUCAUCACUUAUAUCGAUACUGGUACAGUUUUGAUCCAAAAAACAUUUUUCUUAAUUCUUUGUUUAUUUUCUUUUGUUUUACAGCAUGAUAUGUUGAGUUCAUUAGA
This is a messenger RNA of Schistosoma rodhaini, 3661 nucleotides long. The record is from the annotation of a GenBank genome assembly. Lineage: Eukaryota; Metazoa; Platyhelminthes; Trematoda; Strigeidida; Schistosomatidae.